AUGGAAAAAGAGGAAGACUUCAGUGGUAAAAUAAAUACACUGGAGGCUAAACUUAUAACAAUGGAAGCAAAUUGUACAACAAUGGCAGCACGAGUAGAAGGAAUCGGAGGAGCAGUGGACGAACUUGGGAUUGAUAGACAUGAUGGAUGCAAGCAGUAUUCAUAUAGAACAAAUUGCACCCUGCCUAAUUUAGAAGAAUGCUUUACCAAUGAAACAAGUUCGUGCAUAAAUGGACAUGUUUUUGACAAGAGCAGUUACGAAAGUACAACGACGACUGAUUGGGAUCUUGUAUGUGAUCGAUUGUAUCUUACAACACUUGCAUCAGUUGUUUAUUUUGUUGGUGUUUUCUUUGCCGUAAUUCUUGGUGGAAAUCUAGGUGACAGGUUUGGACGAACGCGUGUGCUUAUAAUCGGACAAGUUUUUACUUUUAUAUUUGGCGUUGGUUGUGCGUUUUCACCUAACUUAGCAACAUUUGCUGCAACAAGAUUUUUUAUUGCAAUAUUUUGCAUAUCGUCCGGUCCACCUUCAUUUGUUUAUGCUAUUGAAAUCGUUGGUGAUAAAUGGAGAACUUUCAUUGGAAUCAGUAUUCAGAUAGUGUUUGCAAUUGGAAUCACCAAGUAUAUUUUAAAUGAUUAUGGUUUUAGAUGGCUACUAUCAAGAGGUCAAGUGAAGAAAGCCAAAAAAAUUUCUAAUAAACUUGCUGAAAAGAACGGUCGAAAACUAUUACCUGAUAUUUGGGAAAAAGCUCUUAUUAAUAAUGAGGAUGAAGUUGACAACAUGUAUCCGUACCCGUUCAUUUUAUUGAAAAGGCCGUACAUGAGACGCGUAACUAUUAACAUUGUAUUCUGUUGGUUUGUUGUUUCGUUAGUCUAUUAUGGAUUAUCUCUCAACGUUGGAAGCUUGGCGGGUGACGACAGGGUUAACAAUUUACUUGGAGGAGUUUGUGAGAUUGCAUCUUGUGUUAUUGUAAUAUUAACAAUGGAUAGAUUUGGAAGAAGACCGAUUGUAUCCAUUGGUUUCUUACUUGGAGGAAUAUCCUGUAUUUUGUCAGCCGUUUGCAAUCACUUCUCAUCAGACAUAAAAGAGCUUGGAUACGUUGGCUUGGCACUCGCUCUACUAGGAAAACUGGCCGUGUCUGGUGUGUUUGCAGUUAUAUAUAACUUCACAGCAGAACUAUUUCCUACGGUUGUAAGAGCAACAGGAAUGGGGUGCGGUUCAAUGGCUGCAAGAAUUGGUUCGUUGAUGUCACCUGUUAUUAUAAUGAUACAAUACCACGUCCCUUGGUUUACAGGGGCCGUGUUUGGUAUCUUCUCGUUCAUAGCGGGACUGACAUGCUUACUUUUACCUGAAACCAACAACGUGCCUCUCACUACGACACUAGAUGAAGCAGAAAAUUUUUAUUUAAAUGCAAAAAAAAAGAUUGAAAGAGAAUCAUCAACUGGGGAAGAUCUUAUUGCCCACAAAAGUUAA
Styela clava is the source of this 1470-nucleotide messenger RNA. NCBI's taxonomy places the organism in Eukaryota, Metazoa, Chordata, Ascidiacea, Stolidobranchia, Styelidae. The record is from RefSeq and is a predicted model, not a curated record.